Molecule: messenger RNA, 309 nt
Organism: Pleurotus ostreatus (oyster mushroom)
Lineage: Eukaryota; Fungi; Basidiomycota; Agaricomycetes; Agaricales; Pleurotaceae
Exons: 3
Coding region: 1-309 (102 amino acids)
Source: RefSeq, a predicted model, not a curated record
AUGCAUUGCAGUGGCUACAGCCCCAAGUCCCGGAAAGCCUGCAGUAAGGCUUCCAAAGAUGCUCACCUUGCGAAGUAUCUCGCCUCUGCAAGCCGUGCAAAGGCGUUGAAAGGAUUAGAGGCCAACACAGAACACCAGCAUAUCCAGUUCAACGACCUGGCCACACGCCUGCCGUCCAACGCCGAAAGGCUCAAUUGUGUUAUCGCACGCAACUUCCCGGGAUUAAACGCGGAGAACUUGCAACCUGCCGACUCAAACCACCGCCUUUUCUUCGCUGAGGAUACAACUGGAAACCCUCUUGCCAUGUGA